UGGCAUUGCAUGGCAGGGAAUUAAACCUGGUACAACUCCGCUAGCUAUCUCAAAGAUGUCUUCUCCCCUUUGUUUGCUAGCCUUCUCACUUGCUUUGGUGCUUCUCACCAUUCCCUCUCUAGCUGAUUUCCCCAAGCCACCCUCUCAUGGCCAGAAACCCCCUGAACCAAUCGGAAAACCACCCAAGGGUGAGAAACCAUCUCCGGAGCACAUGCCACCAUUUAAGCCCAUCGGCAAGCCACCCAAGGGCGAGAUGAAGCUACAAUAUUCUGAGCCCAUUGGUAAACCACACAAGGGCGAGAAGCCACCAACCGAGCCCAUUGGCAAACCACCCAAGGGUGAGAAGCCACCGCCGAAGCACAUCGGCAAGCCACCCAAGGGCGAGAUGAAGUUACAAUAUUCUGAGCCCAUUGGUAAACCACACAAGGGCGAGAAGCCACCAACCGAGCCCAUUGGCAAACCACCCAAGGGCGAGAAGCCACCGCCAAAGCACAUCGGCAAGCCACCCAAGGGCGAGAUGAAGCUGCAAUAUUCUGAGCACGUUGACGGACCAACCAAGGGCAAGGUUGAGAAGCCACCAACCGAGCCCAUUGGCAAACCACCCAAGGGCAAGGGUGAGAAACCGCCGGUAGAGCACAAGCCUCCCAAGGGAGAGAAGCCGCCAACUCACGGCGGCCACCCUCCGCCGCGCAAGAUGGCCCUCGAAACUCCAGGAAAGAAGCCAUUUGGGCCCCACAAGCCACCCCACAAACCUCCAUUUUCACCUCCGCAUUCCAACUGAUGAUCAGGAUCAUUCAUCAUCAGUUUGCUGCUUCUUAGUUAACCACCUAGCCUUUAUGGGUAUGGAUAGAAAUAAGACCCAUUGCUAGCUAGAUGAUCCUUCAUCCUUCCAUAUCUCCUAUUUUGUUGGUUAUCUACUGUAUGAUCCAUCGCUAUAUAUAUAUAUAUAUAUAUCUAUAGUCUCCAUUGUUGUUA
Diospyros lotus (date-plum) is the source of this 975-nucleotide messenger RNA. RefSeq lists its product as uncharacterized. The coding region runs from base 56 to 781 and encodes 241 amino acids. The record is from RefSeq and is a predicted model, not a curated record. The transcript has a single exon. Lineage: Eukaryota; Viridiplantae; Streptophyta; Magnoliopsida; Ericales; Ebenaceae.